This is a messenger RNA of Lemur catta (Ring-tailed lemur), 3610 nucleotides long. It is a transcript of the gene SLAMF1, whose product is annotated as signaling lymphocytic activation molecule family member 1. Gene Ontology annotation, biological process: lymphocyte activation. Lineage: Eukaryota; Metazoa; Chordata; Mammalia; Primates; Lemuridae. The transcript has 7 exons. The record is from RefSeq and is a predicted model, not a curated record. Gene Ontology annotation, molecular function: signaling receptor activity. Bases 67 to 1086 code for a protein of 339 amino acids. Gene Ontology annotation, cellular component: cell surface; membrane.
GGCAGUGGCAUCUGUUUGCCACUGCCGGGCUCCCGGCCAGGCCCCCUCCCUUCCCCUCACUGACGGAUGGAUUCCAAGGGGCUCCUCUCCUUGACCCUCCUGCUGUUUCUGUCCCUGGCCUUUGAGUGCAGCUAUGGAACAGGCCCAGGCGUGAUGAACUGCCCAAAGAUUCUCCGUCAGCUGGGAAGGAAUGUGUUGCUGCCCCUGACGCAGAAAGGGAUAAAUAAGAGCAUGAACAAAAGCAUCCGCAUCCUUGUCACAGCAGCAACAUCACCAGAAAACAGCGUCAAGGAUAAAAUAGUGUCUCUUGAUCCAUCGGAGGGAGGCCCUCGACCUUACCUGAAGGACCGCUACAAGUUUCACCUGGAGGACCUGCGCCUGGGGAUCCUGAACACCAGGAAGGAGGAUGAGGGAUGGUACUUUAUGACCCUGGAGAGAAACGAUUCAGUUCAGCACUUUUGCCUGCAGCUGAAGCUUUAUGAGAAGGUCUCUACUCCAGAAAUUAAAGUGUUAAACCAGACCCAAGAGAAUGGGACCUGCACCUUGAUGCUGGCCUGCAUGGUGGAGAAAGGGGACGACGUGGCUUACAGCUGGGGCAAGAAGGUGGACACUCACCUUCUGAGCCCAGCCAACAGCUCCCACCUCCUGUCCAUUACCCUCGGCCCCCAGCACGCCAACAACACCUACAUCUGCACUGCGAGCAACCCCGUCAGCAACAGCUCCAAGGCCAUCAUCCCAUGGCCCAGUUGCAGCCCAGGACCCGUGGAACCAAGUCCCCAGUGGGGACUGUAUGCUGGGCUGCUCUUAGGGGGUGUCAUUGGAGCCAUCAUGAUUCUCGAAGUGGUAGUACUACUGUUGAAAAGAAGAGGUAAAACGGACCAUUACCAGCCAACAAAGGAAGCAAAAAGCCUUACUAUCUAUGCCCAAGUCCAGAAACCGGGUGGUCUUCAGAAGAAACCUGACCCCCUCCCAGCUCAGAACCCUUGCACUACCAUUUACGUUGCUGCCACAGAGCCUGUCCCCGAAUCUGUCCAGGAACCGAAUUCCAUCACAGUCUAUGCCAGUGUGACACUUCCAGAGAGCUGACACCAAAGACUCAGUAAAGGGACUUUCUGAAAGAAAAUAGAAAAACCAAAAUAAACACUGAACUUGGCCCCAGGCCCCAGGUUCCCUGUGACAGACACUCUACACAUCUGUACCCUUCUUGGAUCAACUCCCUGGUGACGUUUCACAUACAGCUGUGAAAUGGACAAGGAAGUGUGGCUUGCGCUGCAGUGGGCACAGUCACAGGACAGAGCUACUCGAUACAGAUUCCAUCUUUGUGGUGUGGCAGACGAAAUGGGCAAUGUGAAUCCAGACUUCGGGCAUCCUGCUCUGUGCUGGAAUUGGAUAAUAAAAACCAAAGACAGAAAUCCAGGACAUCUAGUGCCUAUCUCAGACUGCUGAGCACCAGCCACAAAGUCUGGAAAAGCUUACAUUUUGGCUGUCUUUACUUUAUUCUGGGAGCUGAUCCUGAUCACCUGCAGACCUUAUCAAGCCUCUGUGCCUCAGUUUCUCUUUCUGGAUGAAAGGUGAAAGAAGGAUGAAGGGUGAAUUUCUUAUUAUAUGUAAAACACUCUGAGAUUGUUCCAUAAAAGAAGCUAAGAGCAUCAGUAUUUUAUUUGCAAAACCCAGAAACUGAAGAGUCAAUAAACUGAAAGAAUGACUUUGAGAUCUCUGAACUUUGAACAAUAGAAUGAAAACCAUCUAAGAUUCUAAAAAGUACAGUUCUGUGCAAACAGCAUUUAGUUAAAAAAAAAAAAAAAGUAGCGAGUGUUUGGGGUGCUGCUACAAGGGAAUGUGAGAUACUCAGAAGAUCUUAUCCCAGAGUGAUUUUUUCACUACCCAAAACGAUCUUUAAAUCCUAGUUCUCUGUUUACUCCCUUGAACAACAAACCUGGAGCCUCUGCUAAGGCUGUCUCCAAUCUGGUUCUGAACCACUUUUACACACAGAGCCUCACAGGGUAUUGCAGGUCAGCAGGUCUCUUCCUACUCCUGCAUACCUCUCCUCACAUGAAUUUUAUCUUUGAGUAGCAAAUUAAGUUAUUUUGGCCCAACAUCUUAAAAUGAUCGAAUAGUCAGUAACUUAGUUCAGUAACUGUUUGCAGGCUGCAAGCAGAAAGAGCCUCUUUUAGUAAAGUCCUAUUUCUUCCUAUUCUCUGCUUUCAAACAGGCCAUCUUCAAUGUAAGCUCUUCUUAUUGGUUCUUGCAUAACCUCGGUGAACACUGUAAGAAAUAAUCACCGUACCACUGCAUAACAAGGGGCACCAAUUUCCCAGCUCAAUAUUCUGGGAUCAUCAUUGCCUUGUAUCUUACUUCCUCUAUUCAGUCGAUUCACAGUUUAGGUUCUGUUGGUUAGUACAUCUCAUUUCCUGGUACCAGCUUCUGUAACAGGGUUCUCAGCUGCAAUCAGCAGAAACUGACUUUGGAUUUUUUAUAUGUAGAAAAGGAACUUAUUGAAAAGAUAUUGGUUGGUUUGAAUAACUGCUAGGAGGUUCUACAAAACUGUGCUCUGAAAGUGAGCAGGAAAAAGGGAGACUAAACUAAGGCUGGGACCACAGCCCAAAUUACAAAACCAGCCCAGGGACGACAAUCCUGGGCCCCACAGUUGCACAGCCACCAUCCCAAACACUAGGCACAGACUCCACCACUGCCUCACUGCCUCUGCUGGACUUGGAAACUUGAUAUUACUGUUGCUGCUGCACUGUCUGCCACCAAAACUAAAUCUCUGGGUCCCUUGUUCAUCUUUUCUUUCUUUUUGUUUUUGUUGUUUAUUUGUUUUUUGCUGGUCAAGAGAAGCAGUGAGAGUGGAGAAGGAACAAAGGAAUCUGUAACUAGUUGUGAGCUUCCUCAUCUUUUCAUCUCCAGUUCUAAUUCAAAAUCUGGGACUGAGUGACUAAUCCGAGGCCACACAUCCAUGCACUAACUCCAAGGGAGGCUGGGAAUUGAAUAUCUGGCAUUUUCUACAUUCACAGUGGUUGGGAGACUCUGCCUCUUAUGAGUUGGGGAAUUCUUCAAAUAGAAGAAGUGGGGUCCCAGUUCGGGGCAGGCAAAAAGUAACAUGUCCACUACACCACCCUGUGUAACCUUAAACACAUUGGUUCUGUCUAUUCUCAAAACUGUGUAGCUACUAACAGGGAUUUGUGAAUACUGGGAGUUUUGAGCACUCAUUUUUUUUUUUUUAAUUUUUUUACCACCACUCAGAUUUCUCUAGAAGCUUAGUUCCCAACACUUGGGUUUUUCUUGUGGCUGAGUUCUGAAUAGAAGGGCAGAAACAAAUGAGGAAGAAGAUGCUGUCUCUUCAACAUUUCCUGAAACCCUGGACUCAAGACCUCGCCGGGGAGGGAAACUAUAUCUUAAGGGAAUCUUUCAGGCCAGCCACCAAACAACACUUGACAUUAUUUCCCACACUCCCAGACUCUGGGUUACAGGUGGGAAACCAGAGGACCCUUCUGCUGGUCUCGCCACUAUUCAGUUGUCCCCCAAUGUCACUGUGGGUGAGCAUGAGCUUGCUUUUUCUUCAGGCUUAAAAAAUAAAACAGAGACUUUAGAGUCUGAUUUCCCCAUGUUC